UGGACCCUUGAGACUGAAAAGCUGUUUCAAUGGGUGAUGCCGGGACAUAUAUCAAGACUCAUCAAGCUUUCCAAUCGUUAUCAUCUCACGCCAUCCUCCCUUCCGACAACAGCGUUGAGUGUGUUCGGGGCCUUAAGUGAAAACCUUUCCUGUUCGUUGCGCCUCCCGAUAUGGUCAACUGGCAAGAUUCACAAGUGAUCGAGGACUGGAGCGCAGUUCUCGUCGAUAUUACAUUUGUCAUGCUAGGAUUAUACGGAUGGAGUUACAUAAAUUCCUGCCAGGUUGAAAGUGCUCUACUUCGUCGCCAGCUUCCAUUUCGAUGGCGAAUGGUUCCCUAUUUGAUCGGUCGGACGUGCUUUCUCGUGACUCUUAUACUCUCCUCCGUGACCAGCGUCGCCAUCCCGUCCCAUAUGGACUGCUAUUACGUGUUGAAAUUCCUGGCGUUCUCGUGUAAUAUCGUUGUGGUUUGUACAUCCAUGAACCUUGUCAUCCGGACAUGGACUGUUUGGAAGACCAACCGUUUUGUCUGUCUGUUCAUGGGGCUCAUAAUUGUAGGACACUGGUUCAUGAUGAUUCUUAACUCAAAAGAAACAAAAAUCUCAUCAUCACCUCCAACUUCCGAAUUCUGCGGAUUCAUGAUUGUGAAUCCCAGAUAUUCAGCUGCUACGUCCCUGUACACUACGAUACUAGACUUUGUACUCUUGAAACUGGCGAUCUUCGGCUAUUGGCGCUCCUCGUCAUUGUCUCUCGUCACGAUCAUCCGUACCCAAGGCAUCAUCCUGUAUUUCAUCGUGUUUUUUGCUAGUGUCCUUCCGGCCAUCUUUUCUUGGCUGAACCUCAAUUAUGUCAUGAAUUUGUUCUUUGCUUGGCCUGCGACUUGUGUCAUGACGAUAGCAUCAAGCUACGCAGUGAUUCCAACAUUCCCCACGCCUCAGAGUACAAGCCACAGGGCUCCCGUGAAUGCGACGGUGGAGAAAUCAAACGUGCGGAUUGUGAAUGCUGUUUUGUCUGAGUGACCACGGCGGGCGGUUUUUCGGCUUAGUUUGGUUAUGAAGAGAUAGUGUUGGAUUCGAUCGGGUGGGAAGGUGUUGUAGUACUUACUGCGUUGCAAGUCUUGUACUACCCAAGUCCAACCUUUAAACAUGGUUCAUGCAACGUUCACAGCACCUUCAAGUUCUUGCUGCGGCGUCGCCAAAACCGAUAUUCCACUCAAAUAAAUCAAAUAAGAAAAAAGGCAAGGAAAGUCUAAGCAAAUACGAUGUAUGUAUGUAUGUAUAUAGCCAACCAUAAGACGAGUUGAAGUGAGGUAUGAUAUGAUACAUGCGUCGACGGAGCGUGAGGGUGCGCGUACUA
This is a messenger RNA of Suillus discolor, 1353 nucleotides long. RefSeq lists its product as uncharacterized. The transcript is spliced from 14 exons. The coding region runs from base 171 to 1016 and encodes 281 amino acids. The record is from RefSeq and is a predicted model, not a curated record. NCBI's taxonomy places the organism in Eukaryota, Fungi, Basidiomycota, Agaricomycetes, Boletales, Suillaceae.